Messenger RNA from Uloborus diversus, 2017 nucleotides. RefSeq names its product complement factor B-like. The coding region runs from base 37 to 1989 and encodes 650 amino acids. The transcript is spliced from 12 exons. Gene Ontology annotation, biological process: proteolysis; complement activation. Gene Ontology annotation, molecular function: serine-type endopeptidase activity. The record is from RefSeq and is a predicted model, not a curated record. Gene Ontology annotation, cellular component: extracellular region. Lineage: Eukaryota; Metazoa; Arthropoda; Arachnida; Araneae; Uloboridae.
AAGCAAAUGAAUUAGUGCUCUUCAUAAUCAUUUGCUAUGCAAUUAGGUAUGAAAGCUGUUUGCCUUUUUCAUGCUGCUCUCGGAUUAUUAACGUUGUCAUGUUUAGCAGAGGCCAAGAAAGCAAAAGAUGCCGAAUGUCCACCCUAUCCUUAUAUUUCCCUGGAACAUGGGAAUAUUACAAACAUAGGAAGGCAAAAAUUCACGUUCCAGUGCGAUCAGGGAUAUUUUCUCGCUUCGGAAAGAAUAGUUCGAUGCUGGAAGGGAAAGUGGAGCGAUACUAAGAAGCCCGUCUGCCUCCCGAGAGAAGAUACUUGCAGUGAACCACCGCCUGUACCCCACUCCGAAAUGCACGGAAACUACCGAUCCGUAGGGUCGUCGGUGCUGUACAUGUGCCACACCGGCUACACUUUACUCGGAGAUAGUACUAGGACGUGCCUGGACGGAAGACGAUGGACUGGUCUUACGCCUAUUUGUGUGGAAGAAUCUGAGCCGUUAUCCAGCAUUGCGGAUCGCAUGAAAAAUGAUUUCAUAACAGAAAUGGGAAACUACUCGUCGGAUAGUGUUGCUUCGCAAGGUAGGCUGCUUGACACUUCAUCGAUAAAGGAGGGUCUAGAGCUCGUGAUUUUGUUCGAUCGUUCCAGCAGCAUUGACCCAAAGGAUUUCAGAAUUGGGAAAAAGUUCGUCAAGUUUUUACUGAACCAGUUUGGAGUCCGGAAUGGCGAAAAUCCAACUGGCACACGCGCCGCAGUACUGACAUUCGGAACCAAGUCUGACAUUAUCUUUAAUGUCGAUGAGGUCUUGAUAAGUGGACCGCAAGCUGCGAACAUGGCUAUAGAUAAAAUAGAGCCGAAUGGAGGUGGCACCAAUAUGGUAGAUGCUUUGACUUCAGCCUACGCAGACGUGGGCCCUAAACUACGUAAGAAAGCUAAGAAAGCCAUCUUUUUGGUAACGGACGGCGAGCCAACCAUCACAGACAUCACGCCGGAGGACGUCGCCAGAUCUCUCAAAGACAAUGGUGGUUUCGAGAUCUUUACUGUUGGAAUUGGAAAGGGCAUCAAUCGCAAAUUGUUAUCAGACUUGGCGUCCGAGCCAUUGAGAAGCCAUGUCUUCAUUCUGGAUAAGUAUGGAGAUUUAGACAACAUAAUGAAAAUUAUCAAAGCACGUCCACCCGAAGUCCCCGCUGUUGGUCCCGGUAGAUGUGGUUACGUAAAACGCAAAAGCAAUUACCUGCUCAAGUGGUCGUGGUUGGCAGCUAUUUAUGUAGACUUUGGUGACGAUUUGCGGUUCUGCAGCGGUGUCCUCAUUUGCAGCGAUUGGGUUAUGACAGCAGCAUCUUGCUUUGUACGGAAAAUCAACAAUACUCGAGAGUUAAUUCCAAUGGAUGAAAUGUCAGUUUUUGUGACAUUGGGAGAACAGAAACUGGUUAAUGAAGAUAGCAGUCAGCUGAACUUCUACACGACUGAAAUGAAAAUCCAUCCGCUCUUCAACCCAGAACAAGAUCUGCAGCACAAUUUGGCUCUUCUAAAGUUAAAUACUCCUGCUCCUAUGGGAAGAUUCCGUCCGGCAUGCUUGCCACCUUCAGAUAACGUCAUGAAAUUACACCUCAUUCUUAGCAUCAAUGCUUCCAUCGCUGGAUGGGGAUUACCGCCUCAAAAGCAUGUUCCGGCUGAAGACUUGAACGGAGGAACAGUAAGGCAGGAUCUGUCAACCAUUCGAGUGGAAGUGGCUGAAAAAGGAGAAUGUCGUAGAAUCGCUGGAUGGAAAGAAAAUAUAUUUUGUGCUGGACUCGGGGAGGAUACUUGUAUUGGAGAUUUGGGUUCACCAGUUGUGGCUGCCGAACCUGGAACAGGACUUCAUCGCGUUUUGGGGAUUCUCAGUGGAAAAUCUGCCUGUCUGAAGGGCUUGAAUCAAUAUGCAGAGCUAACUAAGUAUAUUGAAUGGAUAAAUGAGGAAACAAAUCAGUGUAGUCUUUCACACUGGAUGGCAUGACAUACGUAACGAAAUAAAUGAAUGACAA